UUCAAGAUCGAGUACAAACCUGGCCGCCUGAACACCAUUCCGGACGCGCUGUCCCGCCGAGACCAAGACAUCCCAAAAGGAUCCGACGACGAGAGAAUCCGCAGUCGUUUCAUUCAAGUUCUGAAGGGGGAGAGUAUAGACCACCUACGAACCAACGCAACUACCACAGAGACAACCCCCCUGCAGCAGCUAUGGGACGAAACUAUCCCUCAGGACGAACAGUACCAAGACCUCCUAAAGGCCGCGACGGAGAAUGCCAGACAGGUCCCCGCAGCGUACAAACACUUGAAAUUGUCAAUGACGGACCUCUCGACUGCCGACUCCCGGCUACUAUAG
Eremomyces bilateralis CBS 781.70 is the source of this 336-nucleotide messenger RNA. RefSeq lists its product as uncharacterized. The record is from RefSeq and is a predicted model, not a curated record. The transcript has a single exon. NCBI's taxonomy places the organism in Eukaryota, Fungi, Ascomycota, Dothideomycetes, Eremomycetales, Eremomycetaceae. The annotation marks the transcript as partial.